GCGACGUUCAUGAUACUUCGUAGAAGAAAAUGCUGAACUUUAGUUACCGUGCUGCAAAUUUCCGCGAGUGAUAACAUUGUGCGCUAAGUAUUAAUUUUAAAAAGUUUCAAAAUAAUCCUCCACAAUUACGGCAAUAAUCAGAAGUCGGUCGAAAGGGUGGCUUUCGUCCGUUAAGAGCUCUGGUCACUGGGUAAUAAUCGCCGCAGAGGGCUCAUUACUAGCUGAUUGGCGUUUGGCUCUUAACGUCGAUCCUCCUUGGAUUCGCUGACAGAACGCUGAUUUGUAGUCAGCGUCUUUUCGUUAGCCCUAUUUAGUUCAUAUCACUUUAAUUACGAUUAAAACUGAACGCAGACUGCCUCUUUACCACUUGAAACCAUCAUUGACUUGUAAACUAUCGUUCGAAUAGUACAUUCCUGUUUUGUUGUGUGCUUCAAUUGUUCCAUUUUUUCUGUCUUUUAUUCAUUUCUGACUACCUUUCUUGGUUAUUUAUUUUUUCUCUUUUUCAAUUUCUUCUUCUUCGUUUUUCCCUUUUCAAAUUCCCUUCUCAAGUAUGAAAUUCAACAGCGAUAAAGAUCAAAUCCAGGUUGUCGAUAAUGAUACCGAUGUUGUCAGAGUUAUGCGUAAUAUCACCGAAUCUGGGUUCCAAGAAGAUGCAUUUUACGUGUUCGACGUAAACGAUUUGAUUCAGAAGUACGAAAAUUGGAAACUAAAGUUACCUCGGGUUAUUCCACAUUACGCUGUAAAAUGCAACGAUCACUUGCUCGUAUUGAAAAUUCUGGCUUCGUUGGGAGUAGGUUUCGAUUGUGCUUCGAAGGAGGAAAUCAGAAAAAUCAUAUCAUUGGGAAUCGACCCGUCGAGAAUCAUAUUCGCCAAUCCAGCCAAACCAGCAUCACACGUUCGAUAUGCAUCCGAUCAAGGAGUAGAUAUGAUCACCUUCGAUAACGAAAACGAACUUUAUAAAAUCAAAUCGUUGCAUCCGUCUGCCAAGUUGAUUUUACGUAUCCGUAGCGACGCUGCCAUCGUACAAUGCCCUUUAGGUAUCAAAUACGGCUGCAAUAUCGUAACCGAAGCUCCCGGCUUGCUUCAUGUGGCUCGUAAUCUUAACUUGGACAUCAUCGGUAUCAGCUUCCACGUAGGAUCCGGGUGCGGAGACCCGGCUGCUUAUCGGCGGGCCAUUGCUGCAGCUCGGACUCUGUUCAAUCUCGGUCAAGAUCUAGGAUUCAAUAUGCAAAUACUGGAUAUCGGAGGAGGAUUUCCUGGAAAUAAGCAUACUUCAAUAGAUACGAUUGCCGAAGUUAUCAACGAAGCUUUGGAGGAAUACUUCCCGAUAGAAUACGGUGUGAAUAUCGUAGCCGAACCGGGACGUUACUUCGUAGCUUCUGCUUUUACGUUGGCUACAUUCGUACAUUCGAAACGCGAAGUAAAGGAUCCGAAAACCGGAGCUGUUACUAGUAACAUGUAUUACAUCAACGAUGGCAUUUACGGAUCGUUCAAUUCGUUACUUUACGAUCAUGCGGUGGUUACACCGAUACCGUUAUCGGAAAUCCGUAGUUGCGAAAUAUUACCGUGUUCCAUCUGGGGCCCGACUUGCGACGGACUCGAUUUAAUCGCGGAAAAUAUAAAAUUCCCUGUUCUAAAUACCGGUGACUGGAUCAUGUUCGAGGAUAUGGGAGCGUACACGUUCGCCGCGGCGUCCCUCUUCAACGGGUUUCCUGUUCCGAAGAUAUACACGAUUUUGAACGAAUCUACAAUGUUAUCGUUGAAAGAUGCAUUUCAACCGCCAUUCGACGAAGAUAUCAGCUACGAUGAUUUAUCGCAACCCAUCCACCUGAACGAUUUCCCGCUGGCCGAGGAUUCUUGGAAUAAAAAAAGUCACCUUCAUCCGUCACUAUUCUCGGAAUUCUACACGUUGAACGAAAACUGCACUUUCAUAUCAACCUAGCAAUUACUUUCCCCUGUCUAUCUGCGUGAGUCGCGGUAUUCCUCGAAAAAAAGACAUCGUUUAUCUCAUUCUCCUUCUCCUCCCCCUUCCUCCUUCUCGUAUCAUCCUUCCUGUUUUCUUUUUCUACCUACGUUUUAAGCUUCUUUUUUUUUUUCUUUUCUACGUGUAGCUGGUAGAAUACUUUAUCUAUCUACCUUUAUUAUAUCGUUCGAUAGUUUAAAUGGUCAAGCUGUGCUGCGAAUCUUCAAAACUGCGUGUAACUAUGCGGCUGUUUUUGAGGGUUUUUUCAGCACAUAAGGUUUCUUGUGUGUAAAGAGGCGGUUCUGAAGAUCUUUUCAUUUUGAAUUAAUUAGGACUAAUAUUAUUAUGGUUGUUACUAUUAACAUUUUAGAUUUUAAACGUAUUAUUUAUUUGUGAGCCAUCAUUAUUAACUGUAUGAAAAUAUACUUUAUUUCUUGCAGAUA
Messenger RNA from Planococcus citri (citrus mealybug), 2406 nucleotides. RefSeq names its product ornithine decarboxylase-like. Gene Ontology annotation, molecular function: ornithine decarboxylase activity. Bases 551 to 1942 code for a protein of 463 amino acids. The record is from RefSeq and is a predicted model, not a curated record. NCBI's taxonomy places the organism in Eukaryota, Metazoa, Arthropoda, Insecta, Hemiptera, Pseudococcidae. Gene Ontology annotation, cellular component: cytoplasm. The transcript is spliced from 10 exons.